CUUUACCUUACCAGGAAGAGAUAAAUGCUGCUGCUCAGGAGAAGCAGGAAGAGCAAGAGGCAGUCGUACUCCUGCAGCAACAGUGACAGCAACAAUGGCAAUCAUCUAGGUCAGCCCUCUGCAAGCUGGAGCCUCAGGUAAACAGAAAUGGAGUUCUUACUAGUAACUCAGCUGCUGGCCUUAAUCUCGGUGACUACAGCCUUAGACAAUGGAUUGCUGAGGACGCCCCCUAUGGGAUGGAUGGCGUGGGAGCGGUUUCGAUGUGACGUCGACUGUAAAGAUGACCCUAAGAACUGUAUCAGUGAGAAUCUGUUCAGAGACAUGGCUGACCGACUAGCUGAGGAUGGAUGGAGGGAGCUGGGCUAUGAAUAUGUAAUCAUAGAUGAUUGCUGGAUGUCCAAGCAGAGAGAUGAACAUGGGAGGCUGCAACCUGACCCUCUCAGGUUCCCAGGGGGAAUUGCAAAGCUGGCAAGGUACGUCCAUGACCGUGGACUAAAGCUCGGCAUCUAUGCAGACAUGGGCACUCACACCUGUAUGGGCUAUCCCGGCACCACCCUGGAUAAAAUUGAAAUUGAUGCCCAAACCUUUGCUAGCUGGGGUGUAGACUAUUUGAAGUUUGAUGGUUGUCACUCAAACCCUGUAGAACAAAUGAUAGGUUACCCUCGGAUGUCCAAGGCUUUGAAUGCUACAGGUAGACCUAUAGCCUAUUCCUGUAGUUGGCCUGUCUAUGUUGGAGGACUUCCACCUAAUGUGAACUACUCUCUAAUGGGGGAAAUUUGCCACUUGUGGAGGAAUUAUUAUGAUAUUCAGGACUCAUGGGACAGUGUGAUAAACAUUGUUGACUGGUUCUCUAACAACCAGGAUGCUCUGCAACCGGCUGCAGGACCAGGACGAUGGAAUGAUCCGGAUAUGCUUGUCAUUGGAAACUUUGGCCUCAGCAUUGACCAAGCACGCUCUCAGAUGGCUCUGUGGGCUAUAAUGGCUGCACCUCUCAUCAUGUCUAAUGACCUUCGAACCCUAAGCAAUGACGCAAGGGCCAUCCUGCAAAACAAAGUUGCCAUCUCCAUCAAUCAAGACCCCAGAGGUAUGCAGGGAAGACGCCUGCUGCAGGAGAAGAGUCAUAUUGAGGUAUACUGGAGGCCCCUGUCUAAUUCAGCCAGUGCUCUUGUGUUCCUGAGUCAUCGCCAGGACAUGCCAUACCUCUACCAUACCUCUCUGGCUAAGCUCCACUAUGAUCCUGGCAGCUAUGAGGCAUAUGAUGUGUUCACUGGCAGGACGAUGACAGGGUUGACCCACACAACAGACCUUAAAGUCUCCAUCAACCCGUCUGGUGUGGUCAUGUGGUACAUCUAUCCAACUAAACACAAAAGAUUCCACAACACAUGGAAGGAACAUACGCUGUCCACAUAUCAUGUGGACGAGGCGGAAGCUGUGCCUCCUGAGGUGCUCUGAAUGAGCUGCUAUGGAUAAAAGACAGCAGGCUGUAAUUUUAUUGAAUCUUUUGAUGCAUGACUGCCCCAGUCAAAGCAAUGCUACUACAUGAUUUUUCUUUGUCACUACACGGAUGUCUCUUUUUUGCACUGAUGUAUAUGUUAUCAUGAUACUAAACAUGAAAAAUAAAAUAUUUUCUGUAAUCUGUAAAAUCUGCAGUGAUGAAUACAGUUAGACCAAUAAAUAGGAACAUCAAGAGCCGUUCACUGAAAAUCAGACGGUCAGUGUUGUCCAUCAGCAAAUAUGAUGCACUUUUUAUUACUGUUAUUGUUAUUAUUAUUAUUAUUAUUAUUAGUAGUAGUAGUAGUAGUAGUAGCAGUAGUAGUGGUAUUGUUGCUUGAUGUUGUCAUUCUUAUUAU
Messenger RNA from Myripristis murdjan (pinecone soldierfish), 1850 nucleotides. RefSeq names its product alpha-N-acetylgalactosaminidase-like. Gene Ontology annotation, biological process: glycoside catabolic process; oligosaccharide metabolic process. The transcript has 9 exons. NCBI's taxonomy places the organism in Eukaryota, Metazoa, Chordata, Actinopteri, Holocentriformes, Holocentridae. The record is from RefSeq and is a predicted model, not a curated record. Gene Ontology annotation, molecular function: alpha-galactosidase activity. Bases 148 to 1452 code for a protein of 434 amino acids. Gene Ontology annotation, cellular component: cytoplasm.